CCGACUUUCAGGGAAAAAGCAAAGAAGCUUGAUAAGAAAUGAGCUCCUGGGCUGACAGCAUUCCUCCAGUUGCUGAGGCGCAAUGCAGAGCAUUAAGUGUGUCGUCGUCGGAGACGGAGAAGUAGGUAAGACCUGUCUGCUCAUCAACUACACCACCAAUGCCUUUCCUGGAGAGUACGUCCCCACAGUGUUCGACAACUACUCCGCCAAUGUUUUGUUCGAUGGGAAGCCGGUGAGCCUGAACCUUUGGGAUACAGCAGGACAAGAAGACUAUGACAGACUCCGCCCCCUUUCCUACCCACUGACGGAUAUUUUUCUCAUCUGCUUUUCCCUCGUGUCUCCUGCGUCAUUUGAAAAUGUCCGUCAUAAGUGGAUUAAAGAGGUGAGACACCAUUGUCAGAACACUCCCAUUAUCCUCGUGGGGACCAAAAUGGAUCUGAGAGAUGACAAAGACGCUUUAGAGAAGCACAAGAAGGAGAAGAAGACUAAUCUCUCUCCCAUUAACUACCCUGAUGGACUGGCCCUGUCCAAAGAGAUUGGUUCUGUCAAGUACCUGGAGUGCUCAGCUUUGACUCAAUGUGGCGUUAAAACUCUGUUUGAUGAGGCCAUCAGGAUUGCCGUGUCCCCUCCACCUAUCACCAAGAAGACAAAGAAGUGCUCUCUCCUCUAAGACUUCACUGAAACAGUGUAUUUCAGAUUCUGUCCUUCAAUGUGUGUAGCUGCAUCAGUUAUACAGUUGUAAGGUCAAUUUUAGGAGACAAAUCAGUAUACACUUCCUAAAAGUGUAUACUGAUUUUUGGUAGUAGAAAUGUUUCCAAAUAGACUGUACACAUGCUGUAAAAAAGAAAUUCUUUGAUCUGGUGUCUCUUUAAAACACAGCUGACAGUCUGCUGCUGUUUCCUGCUCAACCACAUCAAGCAUUUACAAGUUAAAAACGCCAAUUUGUCGUCACCAAUUUGUAACUGUUACAGUUGAGAAUUAAAGUGGAGCACUAAAUGUAUUGAGCCCCAGUCUUAAAAUAAACUCAAAGU
Molecule: messenger RNA, 1031 nt
Organism: Neolamprologus brichardi
Lineage: Eukaryota; Metazoa; Chordata; Actinopteri; Cichliformes; Cichlidae
Product: ras-related C3 botulinum toxin substrate 1-like
Biological process (GO): small GTPase-mediated signal transduction
Molecular function (GO): GTPase activity; GTP binding
Source: RefSeq, a predicted model, not a curated record